Molecule: messenger RNA, 647 nt
Organism: Amoebophrya sp. A25
Lineage: Eukaryota; Dinophyceae; Syndiniales; Amoebophryaceae
Source: the annotation of a GenBank genome assembly
CCGAAGAAGAGCUUCUUUACCGUGAAGAAAAACUCGAUUUCUAUCUCUUGGAUGACGACGAGGUGGCCCGUGCUUUGUACUCCAACAAUGUGGAUGUCGCGUCUCUAGGAAUUUUUCCGAGUCCUUACGAGCGUGCCGUAGGCGAACACGCACCGAAAGAGGAGGACGUCGUAAGGUUCACUCCCGAUGGGAAUUAUGGCCACCUCUCAGUAUGUAAGUAGUUGAUAACCGGAAAAAUUUCCAUGAUCUCUCUCAGUUGUAUGUUGAUACUCUACACCGACUCUCUUCCCGAAGUCAAAGCACUCGCUAAGGGAAGCUAGUAGAACUUCUGGGGGAAGAAGGACUGGAGGAGUAUGAAAAGACCGGAGACGACACAGCGUGGUUCAAAAACGGAUGGGGACAUCAACUCGCGAAAAUAGAAGCCAAAAAGCUAAACAAAACUGGUGGCAAAGAAAAACAUGCUGAUAGUAAAAUUAAGGUUCUUCCACCUCUAUUAAUCCAUCUUGUUUGGAAUAGAAAUCCUCAAGAGGCUUUCCAUUUCCAAAGGGAAAAAACACUUAAGACGCCUCUCGAGAUGGAUUGCGGGAAGCUCUAAGAAAAGCACCAUGGUGGGCCUCAGGCUACCUGGUCCCCGUAUCUCCUACGCC